AAGCAGGCGGUGACUAAGUGUUCCCAGAACAAGACAGUUCCUAAAUCUCUUUGUUGGAUACAAACAAUAUUUUUUGGUCUCUAUCAAAAUUCCCGGUUCAACAUUUUGCAGCUUGCGUCGCACCCGCACAAAUAUUCCAUAACAAUGGCCAAAAUACGCGCACUAGAGCCCGAGUUGGCCGAGGUGGCCCGUACACAGCUGAAUGAGAAGGAGACCGAUAUACUAAGCAACAUAGAGGCGUUGCGUACCUGGAUUCACGAACAGCCGUACUUGGAAGCACGCAAUGACGAUCAAUUUCUUGUUGCUUUCUUGCGUUUCUGUCGCUGGGACUUGGAGGAGGCUAAGAAGCGCAUAUUGUUUUAUUACACCUACAAAUCCAAAGAACGUGAUUUGCUCAAGAAUCGUCAGGUGGAUGAUAAGCUAAUUGAGCUAGCGCGCUCUGGCAUUUUUGCCACUCUGCCCAAUCCCAUUGGACCUGGCGGACCUCGCAUACAUUACACACGCAUGGGUCUCAUCGAGACCUCGAAACACAGUGUCAGCGAUAUCUUCCGUUUCCAUGCCUUCCGCUCCGAAAUAGAAAUCAACUCCGAUGACAACUGGAACAUUGCAGGCGUAGUAGAGAUUAUUGAUUUUACCAAAAUUCCCUACUCGCUGCUGUUGCAGUUCGAUCCAGGCAUGUUCCGACGCAUGAAUGCAUUCCUUGAGCACGGCAUACCCACGAAUUUAGUUGGCACCCACAUUGUGCACGCUUCGCGGGAAACGCAAUUUGUUUUGGGACUGGUGCGCAAUGUGAUGAAGCAGAAGGAGCUGCUGCACAUACACUCCAAUAUCGAGUCAUUGCAUCGCGCCAUUGGAAAAGAAUACCUGCCGGCAGAGCUAGGCGGUGAAAAUGGAUCACUUAACGAUGCCGUUGCAAAUUACGAGACUCAGCUCAGCAGCUAUGCAAACUACUUCAUGGACGAUGAGCGCUUUGGAGUCGACGAAAAGCUGCGGGCCGCUAGCGAGAAGGAACAGCGCACCUCCCUGGUAGCCGGCGUAACCAACGAGGGUUCAUUUCGCAAGUUGAAUUUUGAUUGAGGGGCGGCCAGUUUACUUGUAUAUUCAGCUGCACAAACAUACCUAAAACAUAUAUAAUAUAUUUAUAUACAUAUAAAUAUAUAUAUUCUUAUAUAUAUACAAAUAUUCUUAUAUAUAUAAAUUUAUAUAUAUCUAUAUAUAUAGCUAUAUUUAUUUGGUCAUAGCAAAACCUGAUAUUUUGUAAAAAUUCACACCUAAAGUCCAACAAAACAACAUCGAAACUGAAAAGCAAAUAAUUGAACAAUAUAUGUAAAUAUAUACUACAUAUGUAUAUGAAAGUGCACACUAAAACCAUCAAAUGGUUAAAUGAACCCUAUCAUCGUCUGCUAUAAUUUAUUAUCGUCGUUAUCACGCGCAAAUAUCUAUCCUAUACAUUGCCACUUCGUAGACCUGCCCGCAUGGGCAUCCUUAACAGCAGGUGUUAUGUCGCUCGCCUUCGACGUCUUCUAUGAAUUCUUAUGUGCUAAGUUGUUUACUUUCAUAGUACACCCGUAUUAUACAUAUAUAUGUACAUCCAUUAAUGCAAUGAAGCAUACAUACAAAAAUAUAUUUUCGAUAAUUUUUCAUUAGUUAA
Messenger RNA from Scaptodrosophila lebanonensis, 1651 nucleotides. RefSeq names its product clavesin-1. Gene Ontology annotation, molecular function: phosphatidylinositol bisphosphate binding. Bases 145 to 1077 code for a protein of 310 amino acids. Lineage: Eukaryota; Metazoa; Arthropoda; Insecta; Diptera; Drosophilidae. The transcript is spliced from 3 exons. The record is from RefSeq and is a predicted model, not a curated record. Gene Ontology annotation, cellular component: membrane.